Messenger RNA from Beta vulgaris subsp. vulgaris (sugar beet), 1179 nucleotides. RefSeq names its product B3 domain-containing protein REM8-like. The transcript has 7 exons. The coding region runs from base 156 to 983 and encodes 275 amino acids. Gene Ontology annotation, molecular function: DNA binding. The record is from RefSeq and is a predicted model, not a curated record. Lineage: Eukaryota; Viridiplantae; Streptophyta; Magnoliopsida; Caryophyllales; Amaranthaceae.
UACUAAUGCAAUUAUUAUCCGUAGUUCCUAUGCUCUCUAAUGAUGAACAUACAGCAUUUAAUUGGCACAUUAUGUAAGAGGAAGUAUAUAUUACCUACUACUAACAUAUUAUUUGGUAUAUAUUGAAGAAAAUUUUGGAUAAGCUCAAUUUGAAAAUGGUUUCUAACCAUUUCUUCCAGCCUCUUCUCCCAGGUUUUCUAUCUAAUUUUGUAAGUAUACAUAUGAUAUAUACUCUCUAUAAUCUGUUUAUUUUAGUAUCUAAUUUAUUGUGUUCAAUUCCAAAAUCAUUCCUCAAAAAUCUACAAGAACGCAAAGAGAAAGAUAGUAACACUAAGAUUGUCAAAUUAAGAGAUAAACAAGGAAGAAUUUGGGAGAUUAAGGCUAUCCCGACGGAUUUUGCCAAGGAACAUGAUCUAGCGAACAAUUGUGGUGAGCAUCUUGGUAACUUUAUUUUUGAUGUUACAAUCCUUGAUGGUACUGGUUGUGAGAGUGAGCUUCCAACCAUUAUUGAAGAUGAAGAAUUACAAGAAAAGAAAAGGGCUUCAAGAUCUACCAACCAAACAAAAUCUGCUACUAGGAGAAAUAGAAAGCUUGGAGAUGGAGAUGGUGAUGGACUGAUGGUCAGGGACUUCAAGAAAAAAAUAUGUGCAUCAUUGAGAUCAAAUAAUGGUCGGCCUUACUUUUCAUCUAUUGUCACACCGUCUAACCUAACUUCUGGCAUAACUGCUAUUCCAAAACAGUUUGCGAUUAAAAAUGGUCUAACAAGAAGAUGGUGUGACAUAAAGUUAAGAGACGACAAAGGACAGUCUCGGCGGAUGAAACUUAGGUUCAGCAAAGAAAGUGGUUGCUCUUAUAUAUAUAGUCGGCCCACCCUUUAUGAACCUUACGAUCUUGUGAGAGGUGAUAUUAUCAUUUUCGAGCUCAUUGACAAUGGAAAAAAUCCAGCCAUGAAAUUCUACAAGUUGCAAACGAACGAGGACUAAAUCAAGACGUGACUUCAAUUCAGUAUGUGAGUAGAUGCUAGUUAGAGUAUUCUUCAAUCUCUUGGGAGAAACUUGGCUGGUUUUUUAGGAAAAAUGAAAUUCCAAGGAAUCUAAGCUUUGCUAUUAUAUAUGAUCAUAGGGAUCACCCUUGUUAUAUUCUCUUCCUAACGAAGGUAUACUUUUCUAUUAGGAUCUU